ACUGGGGUUUGAUCAUAAUCCUUUUGCGUCUCUAUUUUGAAUAUAUCAUUGCCUAUCUUGGAUAGUUAAUAUAAUCCUUGUGUUUUGGAUUUGGCGAGAUGAAGUGUACUACUCCAGAAAUUUCUUGGCAUAAUCGAGAUCCAGUUUUGAGCAUCGACAUACAAAAUAAACCCUGUGAUGAAAGUAAUACAAGUGAAAAGUUUUGGCGUCUAGCUACUGGAGGAGCAGAUUCCCAUGUUUUGAUUUGGCAUGUUUUGACAUGCGAAAAUAGUGCGACAACGAUCAAAUGUGUAGCAGAUUUGGAACGACAUCAAAAAGCAGUAAAUGUUGUCAGAUUUUCACCAUCUAGAGAAAUUCUUGCUUCAGCAGACGAUGAAUCUAUCAUCAUUUUAUGGAAGCAGAAGGAGGAAUGUGACUUUUUUACCUCUCCCGAUGACAAUGAGAAUAAAGAACAAUGGAGUUCGUGGAAAGUGUUGAAAGGCCAUUUAGAAGAUGUUUAUGAUAUCUGUUGGUCGCCAGAUUCUUCUUCCAUAGUAUCUGGUUCUGUAGAUAACACAGCAAUUCUAUGGGAUAUUAAUAAAGGUCGUAGCAAUGGUAUAUUAUCAGAUUCAAAAGGAUUUGUGCAAGGUGUUAGCUGGGAUCCUUGUAACCAAUAUAUAUGUACAAUAAGUAGCGAUAGGCAGUGCAGAUUAGUUGAUAUCUCUACAAAAAAGACGGUACAGCGUGUUCAUAAGUCUAAUAUUCCUACACCACCUGAUUAUCCUUUACGAGGCAAAACAGUUAGAUUAUUCUAUGACGAUACAUUUAAAUCAUUUUUUAGAAGACUAACCUUCUCCAUAGAUGGAAUAUUAAUAAUUGUUCCAUCUGGUAUAAUAGAACCACAAGAUACCAUAGAAAAGACAUCAAAUGCAACGAUUAUCUUUUCAAGGCAUAAUUUAAAAGAACCAAUAAUGAUAUUACCUUCUUUGGAUGAAUCUACAAUAGCAAUUCGAUGUUGUCCUGUUUAUUUUGAACUCAGAAAAGAUGGACCCACUCCUAUGAUAGCAUUACCUUAUAGAAUAAUAUUUGCGGUUGCAACACAACAUUCGAUAUUAAUUUACGACACUCAACAAAUUUCUCCAAUAGCUGUAAUAUCUAAUAUUCAUUACACUAGAUUGACUGACAUUGCAUGGUCUAGUGAUGGACAUAUCUUGGUUGUAUCUUCUACGGAUGGUUAUUGUUCGAUAAUACAUUUUUCCAAAAAUGAACUGGGCCAUGUGUAUGAUGAUAGUAAAGGUGCAACAAUGACCCAAUCUCAACUUAGAAAUAGUAAUAAUAGUGAAGCUAUUACGAAAUCUACUAAAAUUGAUACGAAAGAUAGUACUUUGAUUCUCGAUAUAGAUAAUAAUGCAAUGGAUGUUGAUGUUAUAAAAUAUAAUAAAGAAAUAACAAAGCGCAGUUUAGAUGAUAAAUGUAAAAAAACUAGUUAUCAAAAUAAUGAGCAAAUGGAACAAAAUGAUAAUAAUUUAUCGGAGCACAAAGAUCGAUACAAAAGUCAAAAUGAUGAAACUAUGGAAGAAACUGAAGAUAUUAAAUUAGUUUUUAAUGAAGAAAGCGAUAAUGACACAAAAGCAAGUAAAAGUAAUAUAUCUGUUAAAAUAGAUACACCUUCUGUAAUAUCUAAAAAGGAAAAGGCACCACGAAGGGUGAAAUUAAUUACUCUCUCUAGUACUAAAAAAAAAAAGUUAUAAAUAUCAUCAAUUAUUUUACGCAGUAAUUAUGUAA
Molecule: messenger RNA, 1764 nt
Organism: Polistes dominula (European paper wasp)
Lineage: Eukaryota; Metazoa; Arthropoda; Insecta; Hymenoptera; Vespidae
Gene: Caf1-105
Product: chromatin assembly factor 1, p105 subunit
Biological process (GO): nucleosome assembly; DNA replication-dependent chromatin assembly
Cellular component (GO): CAF-1 complex; nucleus
Molecular function (GO): protein binding
Source: RefSeq, a predicted model, not a curated record